AUGAUGGAGGGCAAAGGGGUGUACAAAUGGUCUAAUGGCGCCCAAUAUAAAGGAGAAUUCGAACGAAACCGUAUGCACGGUUGGGGCUUGCUGGAAUGGAACAGUAACCGUUGGUACGAGGGCGAUUUCGCGAAUGGUUAUCAACAUGGCAAAGGAUUGCUAGUAGAUAGCGACAAACACUUUAUGUACACUGGCCAAUGGUUCGAGGGUCACAAACACGGGAGUGGUUAUUGUCGUUACGAAGAUAAAGGUUCGUACGACGGUGAUUGGGUGAUGGACAAAAUGUGUGGGUUCGGAUUACGAAUUUAUGCAAGUGGUGCUCGUUAUGCGGGUCAAUGGAAAAAUGGAGUUCGGCAUGGUAUUGGAACUAUGGUUUGGGCCAACGGAGACGUUUAUCGUGGAGAAUGGAGAAACGGUGAAAUGAAUGGUUAUGGAAUAUACGUGUGGAACGCAUUUUUUAAUAAAACAUUCACUUGGCCCCAGGAGACUACGUAUAUAGGUUACUGGCGAAACGGAUUGCGUUCUGGCGAAGGAACGUUAAAGUUAAGCACAGUCGGUGGUGCUAAAUACUCCGGUUAUUGGAAGAGUAAUAAAAAGCAUGGUCACGGAACCAUAAUAGGGAAUAACGGAGAAAAGAUGGAAGCCGAUCCAUUAUUUCUCGAUGAUAUUUUGGUUUCAUCGGACAAUGCAGACGGUAUUAGCCAAGAACAAUUAGCAACCACUAGUAAUCAAUGUGUACGUACACCAAAGGAAGAUAAACCUGUAUUUGUUGAGAAACCAAGUAAAUUAAGAAUAGCUCCGAUAACUCCAGUUUUAAAACCGGAACAGUUUCCGUCUCUGUCCUACUACCUUACGCGAUUACUGGAUCCAAAAAGUUUGGAAGGUCCAUUAAUUCGUUCAGUGCCAUCAGGAAAAUGUUACUCUUGUGAAAACCAAUCUUGUUCCUGUCUGACACGAUCAUCUAACGAUAUAAUUAAGAGCGAAGAGAAGAUUGAUAGGAAAUUGGAAAAAGACAGUGCUCUAGCAUCUGAACGAGAGUACGAAGAGCGUUGGGUAUACAAUUGUUUGACAAUGCAUAUGUCCCGCCUGAGACAGAUUUAUGCAAAUGCCGCAAAAAUAUUUGCACCCUCAACGAUGGAAUGUAAACUUGUCAUGAGCAGAAUGUGUUUAUGGCAGUUGUGGCGGGAUUGUAAAAUUACUAAGAAAGGUUUAAGUCUGAUAGAAAUUGACAAUUACAUUGCAAUGAAUAAGUUCACCAUCGUCAAUGAUCCACACGAUCCAUUCGAAAAAAUUGAAAUAUGGCAAUUUCUACAUGCAUUGAUAGAAGUUUCGUGGCAUUUGUACACAAAACAGAAUAAUAUACAUACCCAGGACAUGAAUGGAAAACUGGCUGGUGGUUUGCAUAUAUUUUUGGAAAACGAUGUAUAUCCUCAUGUUGGAAAUCAUGUCGGCAGUUUAUGUCGCGAAUACCUAAAUUUAUUGCCUAUGAAAGCCGUAUUCAAAAUGUGUCAAAACAUUGGAUAUCCAUGUGCGGUGAAAGAUCUUCUACGAGCCGUGUAUUGUCCGGAAGGUACGCAAUAUUCGAAAUCUUCCUCGACGGGUGACGAAAUGGGGAAGCAUCGUCCGGUUGGUAUCAAUGCUGUGACAAUAGGUGAAAAUAUGCGUUACCUGACAGAAGGGAAUGACAUAUUUUCGUCACCGCAUCAUGAAUGUAAUACAUCAAAACAUCAUGCAGAUGACGGAUUGUUCAUUUUCAAACAGUUAAGAGCUACGAAAACGUUAGAAAUUAUAUCGUUGAUAUGCGUUGGUGUUAAAGAUUCAGAUAGCGGCAUAAUCAUCAACAUCGAUUACGAGGUAUAA
Molecule: messenger RNA, 1860 nt
Organism: Nomia melanderi (Alkali bee)
Lineage: Eukaryota; Metazoa; Arthropoda; Insecta; Hymenoptera; Halictidae
Source: RefSeq, a predicted model, not a curated record